AUGGCUCCCGCGCAACGCUUCGUAGGGUACCCGAAAGCCAGAGAAGGACCGGCGACUCCUUACUUAGGAACAGAGGAGAACGUUCCUGUCCUGAGAGGCUGGCUACUGGUCGCUUUUGCCAACCUCAUCACCCGGUCUUCUUGGCUUGCGAGGACAACAUGGAGGGAUGCAAACUUUGGAGCUGCGAAAGACAUCCCGAGCCUCGAUGAGUACGAUUAUAGGUUCCAGCCUCUCGUGACGCCACUUUCUACAGAAGAUCCACCCAGAACACCAGAGAUCACAACUGAUUUGAUGCUGCCGCAACCCAACGACCGUGCUGGCCGUUUUUACUCGGCCGCAGACUAUCAUGAGCUGUACAAGUCGGGCAAGCUCACGCCGCUGCAAGUAGCGGAGGCUUUGUUCCCUCUGAUAUCUAGAGGGCAGAAUCCACCCGCAAAGUACGAGUCUGCCUGGGCGGUUACGCAACAGGAUAUUGCCCUUAGGGCUGCGAAGGCAUCAACUGAGCGAUACGCCAAAGGCCAACCACUCAGUGUCUUGGACGGCGUACCAUUCGGAGUCAAGGAUGAUUUGGACGUUGAAGGCUAUGUUUCGCAUAAAGGUCUCGCCUAUACGGAAAGCCAUCCGUUCUUCAGACCUGCAAAUAAGACCAUUUGGCCUGUGGCACAACUUGAAGCUGCCGGUGCUGUCAUGAUUAGCACGCUCGCCAUGCAUGAACUUGGUUCCGAUGUCAGCGGUUGCAGUCCUCGAUGGGGCACGCCAGUCAACUGGAACAACCCAUCUUAUUAUCCCGGCGCUUCUUCGUCUGGCGCUGGAUCAGCCUUGAGCGCUGGAUUGGUCCCCAUAGCAAUCGGGACUGAUGCAGGAGGCAGCAUUCGUAUACCAUCCGCGUUCUGUGGACAGUAUGGUCUCAAGCCUACCCUUCAUCGAACGCACACUAUGAAAUCCUCGAUUUGCGUCAUCGGUCCUAUGGCUUCAACGGUUGCCGAUCUCACCAUUGCCUACAGACUGAUGUCAGCGUCGAAUCCCGACGAUGCGACUCAAUCCGCAUUUGCGCCGUCCAUUCCGCCUACUCCAACUGCGAAGAAGUACAUUGGCAUCUAUGACGCCUGGUUUAACCAGGCAUCACCCGUGGUUCUGAAAAAGACCAAAGAGGCCGUUGCAUAUCUCACAGAGAAGCUCGGGUAUGAACUCAUAGAUAUUACGAUCCCCUAUUUGCAGGAAGGCCAGGCAGCGCACAGCGCCUGGGCCCUCGUUGAAUCUGUAGAUCACCAGCGCACCCGCGCUCCGCCAGGAAGCGGGCUCGAUCAUAUGGCCAUGGUCAAUCACUGCAAUAAGUGCCUUCAGACCAUGGGUGCCUUGACCUCCGGCGUGGAUAUGGUCAAGUGUGGCCAGCUCCGCGAGCUACUGAUGGGGCACCUCGCAUUCAUUUUCAAGAAGUAUCCUGGGCUUCUAAUCCUUACACCGACGGUCCCAGAUGCUGGAUGGAAAAUCCAUCCAGGCGACCAAGCUUAUGGGUUCAUUGAUGGACCCAUGACGUUCCGCACCAUGAUGUAUAUCUGGCUUGCAAAUUCGACUGGCUGCCCUGCUGUGACAGCGCCUAUCGGGUAUGCUGACCCAGAGGUAGGGGAAGGAAAGCUACCGGUAGGGCUGAUGGCCACCGGCGAAUGGGGUGCUGAAGAGCAAUUGCUGGCCUUUGCCAAGGAUGCAGAAUCCUACCUUAACGAGGCAUUGGACGGCGGCCGGAGUAGAUCCAAGGACUGGGCCGAUAUCAUCGGGUUAGCGAGCGGUAGUGUCACCGCCCAAGCCGAAUAA
Messenger RNA from Neoarthrinium moseri, 1812 nucleotides. RefSeq lists its product as uncharacterized. The record is from RefSeq and is a predicted model, not a curated record. The coding region runs from base 1 to 1812 and encodes 603 amino acids. Lineage: Eukaryota; Fungi; Ascomycota; Sordariomycetes; Amphisphaeriales; Apiosporaceae. The transcript is spliced from 3 exons. Gene Ontology annotation, molecular function: catalytic activity.